Messenger RNA from Penaeus vannamei (Pacific white shrimp), 2169 nucleotides. Lineage: Eukaryota; Metazoa; Arthropoda; Malacostraca; Decapoda; Penaeidae. The record is from RefSeq and is a predicted model, not a curated record.
AGAGAGAGAGAGAGAGAGAGAGAGAGAGAGAGAGAGAGAGAGAGAGAGUUAGAGAGAGAGAGAGAGAGAGAGAGAGAGAGAGAGAGAGAAGAGAGAGAGAGAGAGAGAGAGAGAGAGAGAGAGAGAGAGAGAGAGAAGAGAGAGAGAAGACGGAACAACAACAGAGACGCAGAGACGGAACAACAGACGCAGAGACGGAACAAACAGACGCAGAGACGGAACAACAGACGCAGAGACGGAAACAAACAGACGACGGAACAACAGACGCAGAGACGGAACAGCAGACGCCAGAGACGGAACCAACAGACGCAGAGACGGAACAACAGACGCAGAGACGGAACAACAAAGACGGAACAACAGAUCAGAGGCAGGCCAACAGACGCAGAGACGGAACAACAGACGCAGAGGCAGGCCAACAGACGCAGAGACGGAACAACAGACGCAGAGACGGAACAACAGACGCAGAGACGGAACAACAGACAGACGCAGAGAUCGGAACAGCGCACAAGCGCAGAGACGCAGAGACGAACAAACAGAGCAGAGACGCACAGACGCAGAGACGGAACAACAGACGCAGAGACGGAACAACAGACGCAGAGACGCAAACAGACGCAGAGACGGAACAACAGACGCAGAGAACAGACGCAGAGACGGAACAAAGACGCAGACGAACACAGACGCAGAGACAACAACAGACGCAGAGACGGAACAACAAGACGCAGAACAGAGAACGCAACAGACGCAGAGACGGAACAACAGACGCAGAGACGGAACACAGACACGCAGAGACGGAACAACAGACGCAGAGACGGAACAACAGAACGCAGAGACGGAACAACAGACGCAGAGACCAACAGACGCAGAGACGGAACAACAGACGCAGAGACGGAACAACAGACGCAGAGACGGAACAACAGACGCAGAGACGGAACAACAGACGCAGAGACGGAAACAACAGACGCAGAGACGGAACAACAGACGCAGAGACGGACAACAGACGCAGAGACGGAAAACAACGCAGAACGGAACAGACGCACGGAACAACAGACGCAGAGACGGAACAACAGACGCAGAGAGGACGCAGAGACGGAACAACAGACGCAGAGACGGAACAACAGACGCAGAGACGGAACAACAGACGCAGAGACGGAACAACAGACGCAGACGCAGGCCAACAGACGCAGAGACGGAACAACAGACGCAGAGGCAGGCGACGCAGAGACAACAACAGACGCAGAGACGGAACAACAGAUAGAGACGGAACAACAGAAGAGACGGAAACAGACGCAGAGACGGAACAACAGACGCAAGACGGAACAACAGACGCAGAGACGGAACAACAGACGCAGAGACGGAACAACAGACGCAGAGCAGAACAGACGCAGACGGAACAACAGACGCAGAGACGAAACAAACAGACGCAGAGACGGAACAACAGACGCAGAGACGGAACAACAGACGCAGAGACGGAACAACAGACGCAGAGACGGAACAACAGACGCAGAGACGGAACAACAGACGCAGAGGCAGGCCAACAGACGGGCGGACGCGACACAGACCCAGACAGAGCGGAAAGGAAAUCAGGAGCCACAUGAGUCAGUCAGUCAGUCAGUCAGUCCGUCUGUCCGUGGUGCGUGGGAGGCGAGGCCGCCCGAGGGACCGGACGCCGCGCGGACUCCCAGCGGAGGCGCAGCAGGAGGUGCGUCGCGCCCUCCGCGCUCCUGGGGCCGCGAGCGACCGUCGCGUUCCCGAGCCCGGCCGGAGUUUGGAAAGAAGCGUGGGAAGGUAGAAUGGGGGAUAGAGGGAGGCCAAGGAACGGAGGACAACGAGGCGAGGAGAAAGGAGCUGGCGCAGGAGGAGGCCGACUCGCUCUACUCCCAUUCCCGUCUUUCGCACCUCCAUGGCGGCCGCCCACGCACGCCCUCGCCUCCUCGCACCGCGCAGCCACUCGUGAAGCUCUUUCGCCACGAGAGUUCGCAAUGGAGGCGAGUGCGGGGCCCGGGUGAGGGCGGCGGGCGUGCUGGCUGGCAAAGUCGCCCUCCUUUGAGCCUAUUAUCCGACGCUGUCAUCAGCGUUAAUGGCGUGGGAGGGCCAAUGGGAGAUGGAAUGGUCAUCAGCGUUAAUGGCAAUGGGAGACGACCAGAAUGGGCCAAUGGUCAUCAGCGUUAA